AUGCAUUGUCGGGACCACUACCUGGGCUUGAGCUUGGUCCUAUUUUUCUCGUUUCUCCCCGCCUUUACCUAUGGUCACGGAUACGUCGCCUUUGUAACCGUCGACGGUACCACCUUCACAGAAAAUGCCCCAAACGCACACCCUACGCCCGCAGCAACCCGUCAGAUCAACGACGUCGGUCCGGUCAAGGGCGCAUCCAAUGCCCAACUCACCUGCGGACAUACGCCGAAUCCCGCAACACAAUUCGCAGACCAGACGCUCAAAGUCAAUCCUGGGUCACAAGUAGCAUUUGACUGGAGAGGAGGGGAUCUAAGCAAAUGGCCUCACAAUACGGGCCCGAUGCUCACGUAUAUGGCAGACUGUGGGCAAGGAGGUUGCGAGAAGUUCGACGCUACGAAGGCGAAAUGGUUUAAAAUCCAACAAAUUGGGAGAAAGACUGGAGGGAACAAGGAAUGGGCACAACAAGACAUUAUGAAUGGCGCUACCGCUAUCGUGACUAUUCCGAGUAACAUCGCGCCGGGCAACUAUCUCAUACGGCAUGAAAUUAUCGCAUUGCAUCUCGCUGUCACUGAAGGAGGCGCCGAGUUCUACCCAUCCUGUACGCAAAUCGCUAUCUCCGGAAAUGGCAACGGUCGACCGAAGUCUCAAGACUUUGUGAGCUUUCCUGGUGCUUACAAGGACGAUGAUCCUGGCAUUUUCUUUCCUGAGACAUACAAUACGAGUGCGACGUAUAUCUUCCCUGGCCCCGCGAUCGCUUCAUUCAUUUCACCGUCUUCUGAUUCUCCUUCAACAUCGGGCUCAACGUCAACUCCUCCACGAAGUCUUCAAGGCUCCUGUCGUUUGAAGAAACGCUCCUCGACAACAACAGUGAAUGCCGUCGUUAGACCUAGACACGUCAGUCGCAUCAUGAAGAGCUUGAGUUUUGGUUCGUUAAGCUGGCAUUAA
Messenger RNA from Pleurotus ostreatus (oyster mushroom), 945 nucleotides. RefSeq lists its product as uncharacterized. The record is from RefSeq and is a predicted model, not a curated record. Lineage: Eukaryota; Fungi; Basidiomycota; Agaricomycetes; Agaricales; Pleurotaceae. The transcript is spliced from 3 exons. The coding region runs from base 1 to 945 and encodes 314 amino acids.